AUGGUUUUCUUCCCCUACAUCUCACCAUCUCUCUCCGUUUACCUUUUUUUUUUCUUUCUUCCUUUCGUUUCCUUUUUUACGUUUGUUUUGUUUUCCUUUCGCUUAUAUCUUUCUUUUUACCUUCUUUCCAUUUCACUAAUAAAACUCCUUUUCUUUUUACUUUUUCUUUUGUUUUCAUUCUUUAUACUUUUGCCAUCUUCCUUUUUUAGUUACAUAACAAUUCCUUUCUCUCUCUCUUACUUCCCUACUUUCAUCCUCCGAUUUUUUUUUCUUUUGUUCUUUUUACUGAUUCAUUCUCUCUCUCUCUCUCCCUCUCUCUCUCUCCCUCUCUCUCUCUCCCUCUCUCUCUCUCUCUCUCUCUCUCUCUCUCGCUCUCUCUCAAUAUUUCUUCCUUUAUUUCUUUUUUUCUUUUAUUUCUUUUACUGGUGUUACUGUCUUUCUUUAUUUUCUUUUAUUUCGUCAUCUUUUAUUAUCAUUUCUUUUUUUUUGACUUCUUCCCUUUUAAUUUAUAAAAGAAUUUUCCUUCUCUUUUACUUUUUUUCUGUUGUCUUACUUUUGUCUUUUUUUGUCUUUUUUUUUGUCUUUUUUUUAUUGAUGUGUCAUUUACUGUUACUCUCCCUUUCUCUUCAUUUCUUCCUCAUUUUAUUCAUUUCCUUUCCUUUUUUUAUGUUUUUUCUUCAAAUAUUUUUCUUUUUUAGUUUCCCUUUCGUUCUACUUAAAACUAUUUUAUAUUCUUUCUUUCAUCUAUGCAGUAAUUCUAUCUUAUUUUAUUUCCUUCUUUCAUUAAUUCAGUUAUUUUUCUUUCAGUCAUUCUUUGUUGCUUUCUUUUUUCUUUCAAUCAUUCAGUCAUCCUUUCUUUCUUUCAUUCAUUCAGUUAUUUUUCUUUCAUUCUUUCAGUCACUCUUUCUUUCGUGUUUUUUUCCUUUAUUUCUUUCAACUUCUUUCCUUUUAAAUCAUAUAGCACAAUUUCUUUCUCUUUUAUAA
This is a messenger RNA of Acanthosepion pharaonis, 984 nucleotides long. Lineage: Eukaryota; Metazoa; Mollusca; Cephalopoda; Sepiida; Sepiidae. The record is from the annotation of a GenBank genome assembly.